AUGACCAUGUUAUAAAUGUUAUAUUUUGGUAAUGAAAAAAUGUUUUAUUUGGUCUAAAAUUUAAAAUUUGAUUGUCUGCGUUUAGUAUAAAUCAUAUGUAUCCAAUUUUUUUCUAUACAAUGACUACUAAGUUUAAAUUUUUUGAAAAGAUAUUAAGUAAUAAUGUUUGCGAACAUAUACAGAACUCGAAAUAUAUGAAAUUAAAAUAUAACCACAACGAGAAAUGUAUUGUUAUUAAUAUUAACAAUGAUAAUAAAGACAAAAAUAUUAUUAGUUCUGAAUCGUGUGCAAAAUAUACAAGUCCUUUUGAAUCACAUACAUUUAAGGUAGAUAGAGAUAUAUUUAUAAAAGAGACUUUGAACAAUUUCAAUGAAAGUCAACCAUCACAACCAAACCCAAAAAAGGUUGUUUUAGAUUUCAGUUCCCCAAAUAUAGCAAAACCAUUCCAUGCUGGUCACUUAAGGUCGACAAUAAUUGGUAAUUUUAUAGCAAAUAUUAAUACAUUUUUCCAAAAUAAAGUAGUCAAAAUUAAUUAUUUAGGUGAUUGGGGAACCCAGUUUGGAAUUUUACAGUAUGGUUUGAGAUCAAAACAAGUUGAUUUAAGUAAAUUUGAAACAGAUCCUAUUAGACAAUUAUAUGAAAUAUAUGUGGAAGCUAAUAAAAUGGCCUCAAAUGAUGGAAGUGUGCAAGAUGAAGCAAGAAAAUAUUUUGCAAACAUAGAGCAAGGGAAAACAAGCUUAGAAAAUUGGAGAAACAUUAGAGACAUAACAGUUCAAGAGCUAGAAAGAGUAUAUAAUAGAUUAGGAAUUCAAUUUGAUACUUACCACUGGGAAUCAGAUUACAACGGAAAUGCUAUAAAGGAAGUAAUUAGAUUACUUGAAGAAAAUAAAAUAAUCACUGAAACAGAAGAAGGCAAGAAAGUGGCUCAGUUCAGGGGAAAAGAUGUUACAGUUUUAAAGAGUGAUAAUUCAACAUUGUAUCUUUCAAGGGACAUUGCUGCAUUAUUAGACAGAUACGAAAAGUACAAGUUUGAUAAAAUGUUAUAUGUUGUUGAUAAUGCACAGAGUGAUCAUUUUGCUGCAGUAUUUUAUAUUGUUAAUCAAAUUAACAGUAAAUGUGCUAAUGCCUGUGAACAUGUAAAGUUUGGUAGAAUUAAAGGCAUGAGCACAAGAACAGGAAAUGUUGUUUUUCUUAACGAUAUAUUAGAUGAAGCAAAACGUAAAAUGCAGGAGAAACAAAAAGCAUCCAAAAAUACUAGAAGUUCUGCAAUGACUGAGGAGAUAUGUGAUAUUCUCGGCAUCACUGCUGUUGUGAUAAAUGAUUUGAAACAGAAGAGGCAAAGAGAUUAUGUUUUUGACUGGGAUAAAGCUCUCCAGAGUGAAGGAGAUAGUGGAAUAAAGUUACAGUAUCUUCACUGCAGACUGUUCAGUUUAGAACAAAAUAGCGGUGUGAAGAUUCCAGAUGCUUGUGCACCUGAAUAUCUUAAGGAGGAAGUUGUUGGUGAUGUCGUGUUAGAGUUGGCAAGAUAUGAGGAUGUCUUGCAUAGAGCACUCAUAGAGAGAGAAGCGAGUAUCAUAGUUAAUUACCUAUUCCGUCUAGCUAGACAUGUUAACAGAAUGUUUAAUGAAUUAAAUGUAAAAAAUGAGUCUAAUGAUGUUGCAGCUCAAAGAUUAUUAGUGUUCCACACUGCACGAAAAGUUGUUAAAUCUAGUCUUGAAAUUUUAGGAGUAAGGCCUUUAAACCAAAUGUAAUAUAAGAGCAAAUACCGUAGAUUUAUAUUAAUAAAUGUUUCAC
Messenger RNA from Papilio xuthus (Asian swallowtail), 1794 nucleotides. It is a transcript of the gene ArgRS-m, whose product is annotated as arginyl-tRNA synthetase, mitochondrial. The transcript has 3 exons. The record is from RefSeq and is a predicted model, not a curated record. Gene Ontology annotation, biological process: mitochondrial translation; arginyl-tRNA aminoacylation. The coding region runs from base 96 to 1751 and encodes 551 amino acids. Gene Ontology annotation, molecular function: ATP binding; arginine-tRNA ligase activity. Lineage: Eukaryota; Metazoa; Arthropoda; Insecta; Lepidoptera; Papilionidae. Gene Ontology annotation, cellular component: mitochondrion.